Besnoitia besnoiti is the source of this 1302-nucleotide messenger RNA. Its product is annotated as saccharopine dehydrogenase domain-containing protein. The transcript is spliced from 7 exons. The record is from RefSeq and is a predicted model, not a curated record. NCBI's taxonomy places the organism in Eukaryota, Apicomplexa, Conoidasida, Eucoccidiorida, Sarcocystidae. Bases 1 to 1302 code for a protein of 433 amino acids. Gene Ontology annotation, cellular component: plasma membrane. Gene Ontology annotation, biological process: glycolipid biosynthetic process.
AUGAGCACGCAACCCUUUCACGACGCCGACCGCGAGUUUGACCUCGUGGCGUACGGCGCGACCGGCUACACGGGGCGCCUCGUCGCCGAGUAUCUCUGCAAGCACUAUGUGGGGCCUGGCGGGGAGCUUUUGAUCAAGUUUGCUCUGGCCGCUCGCUCUUUGAGCAAGCUGCAGGAGGCGCGGCAGGCCGCAUGUAACUUGGCAGGCCGGAGUGAGAUCGCGGACAAGAUUCCGCUGAUUGUCGCAGACAGCGCGAACGAAGCGUCGUUGGUCGAGAUGUGCAAGCGCACGCGCGUCGUCGUUACCACUGUGGGGCCUUACCUCAAAUAUGGCGAGCCGCUCGUGAAGGCCUGCGUCGAGGCGCGCACGCACUACUGCGACCUGGUCGGAGAGAUGCCGUUCAUCGCGCGGACCAGUAAAGAGUACGGGCGACUGGCGGCCGAGCGCGGCGUGAAAAUCGUCCACUGCUGCGGCUUCGAUUCCGUGCCAAGUGACCUCUCUUGUCUGCUGCUGGAGGAGGCGGCGCUCAAGACUGCCGGCGCGCCCUGUGAAUCGGUUACCACGGGCGUCACCGAGGUUGCGGGUGGUUUUUCUGGCGGCACGCUGGACUCUCUGACCAGCCUGAAGACAGACAAGGAUACUUUUGAUCCGUACUAUCUAUGCAAACACGCUCUCCCAACGGACAAGCCCUUCACGCUACCGUCGAAGAUGCCUUCGCCAGUGCGACUUUUGUCGCACGACAGGGACCUCGGCUACGGCGGGUUUUUCGUCAUGGCUCCCUUGAACGAAAACGUCGUCCGCUGGUCGAACGCCCUCAUGGACAACAAGUACGGCAAGAAUCUCCUCUACAGAGAGAUGGUGACCACAAGGAACGGCGGCAUCUUCACCAACGCGUGCAUCUCUCUGUGCACGUACGCCGUGCUGUUCCUGGUCAGCAUUCGCCCUAUUCGUUCCCUCCUCCUCGCGUUCGGCCUUCUGCCACAACCAGGAGAGGGCCCUUCCCGCAAGACGCUGGAGUCGGGUUACUUUGAGAUGCGCGCUGUGGGCCGGACGCGCACUGCGUCUGGAAAGCGUCUUCGAUGCUCCGUGACCAUCGGCUCGAAGCUUGGCGACCCAGGCUACCACGAAACUGCGAAAAUGCUUUCUGAGUGUGGGCUCAGCCUGGCGUUGGACCUGGACAAGUGCACCAAAUACUGCGGUGUGGGGUCGCCGGCUGCGACUAUCGGCAACGUCCUCAAAGAUCGACUGGAAGCGAAGGGCUUCUACUUCAAAGUCGACGCGGAUGAAGAGGGGCAGGCGUAG